Xenopus tropicalis (tropical clawed frog) is the source of this 837-nucleotide messenger RNA. It is a transcript of the gene gabarapl2, whose product is annotated as GABA(A) receptor-associated protein like 2. Gene Ontology annotation, cellular component: autophagosome; endoplasmic reticulum membrane; Golgi membrane. The record is from RefSeq and is marked provisional. Lineage: Eukaryota; Metazoa; Chordata; Amphibia; Anura; Pipidae.
GUCGGUACCAUGAAGUGGAUGUUCAAGGAAGACCAUUCGCUGGAACACAGGUGUGUGGAGUCCGCAAAAAUCAGAGCCAAGUAUCCAGAUCGGGUUCCGGUUAUUGUGGAAAAGGUUUCAGGUUCCCAGAUUGUAGAUAUCGAUAAACGGAAGUACCUGGUUCCAUCCGACAUUACAGUGGCCCAGUUCAUGUGGAUAAUCAGAAAACGGAUUCAGUUGCCAUCAGAGAAAGCAAUCUUCUUGUUUGUAGACAAGACUGUGCCCCAGUCUAGCCUAACAAUGGGACAACUCUACGAAAAAGAAAAAGACGAGGAUGGAUUCUUAUAUGUGGCCUACAGUGGAGAGAACACAUUUGGUGUUUGAGUCUAGUUACAGCCAGUGAAUCUUGUAAAUAUAGGUGGUUUUGUUUUAACACCACACAUAAACUCCCAUCCAUUAGGAAACACUUCUAAAACUGGAUACAUUUCAGUAAUGCACAUGUCUUGGUAUUCAUGUUUGUGUUUAGGCUAGUAAAUUAAGAUAAUUUAAUUAUUAUUAUUAUUAUUAUUUUCUUGUUCUGUCAUUUAACAUUGCUGCUUAAAGGGUAUUGUGACAGUUCCUUUAGCAGCAGUUAUAUUAUGCCAUUUACACAUAAUGGAAAGUGUGAUUUGAGUAAAUGAACAUUGUAUGUUUUAUUCAGAAUACUCCUGGAUUCAUUUUAGGCCUGCUUUCAUAGGACUCAUAAGAAUAUACGCCAUUAAUCAGUAACCGUCCUCUUACUGCUAUGUAACAGUCCAACUUUACAAAAUCCAUCAAAUAAAUGUACAUUAUUAUCAUACAAUAAAAUGUUCUGUGUGA